AUUCUUCGGCGUCGUUGACCUCAUCUGUGGGUCAAACCAAACGCAAAGAGAUCUACAAAUAUGAGGCCCAAUGGACUGUCUAUUCAAUGAAUUGGUCCGUCAGACCCGACAAACGCUUCCGAUUAGCUCUCGGAUCCUUCAUCGAGGAGUACAAUAAUAAAGUGCAGAUCGUGGCUCUGGAUGAAGAGUCUUCAGAGUUCGUGGCGAAGUCCACGUUCGAUCACCCGUACCCGACAACUAAGAUCAUGUGGAUUCCCGACGCCAAAGGACUCUUUCCCGACCUAUUGGCCACUUCUGGCGACUAUCUGAGGGUCUGGAGGGCCGGCGAAAACGACACUCGACUCGAAUGCCUACUUAAUAACAACAAGAACUCUGACUUUUGCGCUCCAUUGACAUCGUUUGACUGGAAUGAAGUCGAUCCCAAUCUGUUGGGCACUUCCAGUAUAGACACGACGUGUACGAUAUGGGGUCUCGAGACGGGCCAAGUGUUAGGUCGCGUGAAUCUGGUCUCCGGACACGUGAAGACACAACUCAUUGCUCACGACAAAGAGGUUUACGACAUAGCGUUCAGUCGCGCCGGCGGUGGACGCGAUAUGUUUGCCUCUGUAGGCGCCGACGGGUCGGUCCGGAUGUUUGAUUUGAGACAUUUAGAGCACUCGACCAUUAUAUACGAAGACCCACAACACCACCCAUUAUUACGGCUCGCGUGGAACAAACAGGACCCCAACUAUUUGGCCACCUUUGCGAUGGACGCGUGCGAAGUGAUCAUUUUGGACGUACGGGUGCCCUGCACUCCAGUCGCCCGACUCAACAACCAUAGAGCCUGUGUUAAUGGCAUCGCAUGGGCUCCACAUUCUUCAUGUCAUAUCUGUACAGCAGCUGAUGACCAUCAGGCGCUCAUUUGGGACAUCCAGCAGAUGCCGCGCGCCAUUGAAGACCCGAUUCUCGCCUAUACGGCUGAUUGUGAAAUAAAUCAGAUCCAAUGGGCGAGUACUCAACCCGAUUGGAUCGCCAUUUGUUAUAAUAAUUCACUCGAAAUCUUAAGGGUUUGAACUCAAUAUCAAACACUUUUCAGCACUUUUUUCAUAAG
Medioppia subpectinata is the source of this 1090-nucleotide messenger RNA. NCBI's taxonomy places the organism in Eukaryota, Metazoa, Arthropoda, Arachnida, Sarcoptiformes, Oppiidae. The record is from the annotation of a GenBank genome assembly.